Molecule: messenger RNA, 1419 nt
Organism: Paramecium tetraurelia
Lineage: Eukaryota; Ciliophora; Oligohymenophorea; Peniculida; Parameciidae
Exons: 3
Cellular component (GO): nucleus; ribonucleoprotein complex; cytoplasm
Molecular function (GO): RNA binding; ATP binding; RNA helicase activity
Source: RefSeq, a predicted model, not a curated record
AUGAUUCAUUCACACAGCAGAAGUCGCAGUCGAAGCAAGGAGAAGUAACUGAGACCCUAAGAGACAUGCCAACAUAAUUUGCAACAAAUCAAGAAGGUUUUUAUGGAUGGUAGACCAAAUACCAACCCAGAAGAUGUUCGACAAUAUCGCCAAACCAAUAGGAUCUUCAUCAAAUCAACCCAUUCCUUUGUUCCGGAUCCCAUACUUAGAUUCGAGGACGUAUACUGUUUCCCAAGACCACUGUAAGAAUUAAUAGUGAAGGCUGGAUUUCCAAGUCCAACUCCUAUCCAAGCCUAAAGUUGGUCCAUUGGUUUGACAGGCCAUGAUCUAAUAGGAAUUGCUCAAACGGGAUCUGGCAAAACUUUGGCAUUUCUCUUGCCAGCCAUAAUCCACAUUUUGGCUUAGUUGAAACAAAAUUCAGACCCAUAAUGUUUGAUUAUGGCUCCGACAAGGGAACUUACCCACUAGAUUUAUGAGCAAUUUAUCAAGUUCUCAGUUGGUUCUGGAUUGAAAGCAGCAUGUUUAUUUGGAGGUUAAGAGAAAUAUAUAUAAAAAAAUUAAUUGAAUUAACAUCCUCAUAUAUUGAUUGCUUGUCCAGGCAGAUUGAUAGAUUUAGUUGAAUCGGGAUGCACUACAUUGAAGGGAAUUACCUUUUUGGUAUUGGAUGAAGCUGAUAGAAUGUUGGAUAUGGGAUUUGAACCAUCAAUAAGAAAAAUAGUGGCUUAAACUAGAGCUGAAAGAUAAACUAUGUUAUUUUCAGCCACUUGGCCAAAGGAAGUCCAAUCAUUGGCCUUAGACUUCUGUACUCAAUAGCCAAUUCAUAUCCAGAUUGGGAGUCUGGAUCUGACUAGCAAUAGACAAAUUUAAUAGAAGGUGCUCAUAUUGACUAAGGAAUAAAAGGAAGAAAAGCUAAGAGAAAUCCUCAAAUCUUUGGGGCCUAAAAAGAUCCUAAUCUUUUGUUAGACUAAGAUGAAAUGUGAUUAGUUAUAACUUUACUUGAUUUAAGAAGGUAUGCGAUGCAAAUCGUUGCAUGGAGACAAGAGACAAUCAGAGAGAGACUUCGUGAUGAAUAGUUUCAAAAGAGGAGAUACCACAGUGUUGGUGGCAACUGAUGUAGCAUCGAGAGGGUUAGAUAUUAAGGAUAUUGAAUUUGUGAUUAAUUUUGACAUGCCCAAGUUGAUUGAGGAUUAUGUUCAUAGAAUUGGCAGGACAGGCAGAGCAGGAGCUCAAGGAGUAUCGAUUUCAUUGUUUGAUUCCUAUGAAGAUGCGAAACUAGCAGGAGACUUGGUUGGAGUGUUAAGAGAAUCUUAAAAUGAAGUGCCUAGUGAAUUAUCUCGUCUAGCUAAUGUUAAUAAUCAAGGGUACUCCAAUUAUCGGAAGUGGAAUGCUCCCUCAGGUAAGAUUUAGUAUUGCAGUUGA